Messenger RNA from Lycium barbarum (goji berry), 1306 nucleotides. RefSeq names its product protein RESTRICTED TEV MOVEMENT 3-like. Lineage: Eukaryota; Viridiplantae; Streptophyta; Magnoliopsida; Solanales; Solanaceae. The record is from RefSeq and is a predicted model, not a curated record. Gene Ontology annotation, molecular function: protein binding. Bases 61 to 1071 code for a protein of 336 amino acids. The transcript has 6 exons.
UAAUGACUAUAGAAAUGCUAUGCACUGGAAGAUAAAGGCAUUAAUAACAAAUACUUGGUCAUGGCUAACGAAUGCUUUGCCAAGCCCAUGCGUGCUUCAUGCAACAAAGAUGGUGGGCCAUACAUGGCUGUUUUAUGCAACGAAGAUGGAGUUUCAAGAUCCAUUUCAGAAACGCCCCCUACUCAUUACACACUCAAAAUUCAGUCACUUUCUCUUCUGAAAAAGAACAAUAUUGAGAAAUACACCUCUCCGUAUUUUGAAGCUGGCGGCUAUAAAUGGAAGUUGGUGUUUCAUCCAAAUGGAAACAAAAACAAGAAUAAAGCAGGCAAGCACGUUUCUGUGUAUCUGAUGAUGGCGGAUGCAACCUCACUUGCCCCUGCAGGUUGGGAGGUUCAUGCUGCUUUUCGGCUCUAUUUGCUUGAUCAAAACAACGACAAUUACUUGGUCCUCCAAGAUUCAUCUAAUGAAAAGGGAAGAAGAUUCCAUGCUAUGAAGGUGGAAUGGGGAUUUGAUCGAUUCAUGAGUCAAGAAGCUUUCAGCAAUCCAGAAAAUGGGUAUGUUGUAGAUGAUACGUGUGUCUUAGGAGCAGAGGUUUAUGUAUGUCAAGAAAAGUUCCCAGGUAGAGGGGACUGUCUCUCCAUGGUGAAAGAUCCCAUUAGCUUUGAGCACACCUGGAAGAUCAACACGUUCUCUGCUAUUACUGCAAAUUGUGAAGACUCUAGGACCUUCAUAGCAGGAGAACAUAAAUGGAAGAUACAAGUAUACCCCAAGGGAAAAGGAAGUGGCACAGGCAGCCACCUGUCACUAUACUUGACAUUAGCAGAAUCAAGCAGCCUUUCUCAGGGCACUCAAAUAUAUGCAGAUUUUACAUUGCGUAUCCCUGAUUCAAAAAAUGAGAGAUAUUACAGUGACAAAGCCAACUAUUGGUUCAGUGCAUCACAUACAUCUUGUGGAUGGCCAAGAUUUAUACCGAUUUGGUUAUUCAAUUACCGCUAUCAGGUCAAAGGAGCUUGUGUUGUAGAAGCUGAAGUCACUGUGCAUGGGAUUACUACUAAAAAUAUCAUGCUCUAAUUAGUAGCUAGAAUUUGAUCAUGACACCAAUUAUUGUACAGAGAAUAUUUCCUCUUCUGUUUGGACAGGCCAGAUAGAAGAAAAUUGAAGUCAGUCUCAUUGUGAUAAAAUAAUCCGCUUGUAUCAUCAUGCCAAUUUGGCAAUUCAUGCCAGUCCCAGUAUUCUUUAUCAUAUAGUUACGCAUAUGAACUACUACUAUUUGGUAAUUAAAUCCAUUAUCCGCGUUCUUGUUGUA